AUGGAAGAAACCUUUGCAACAACAGCCGUUGGUAAAGUUUCGCAAAUAGCGAAUCUUUUCCAACGCAAACCGAUUGAGAUACAACCAGUUGAACAAUUAAGUGCUGCUGCAGCAGCAGCCGCAGCAGCUGCUGCCGCCGCCGCGGCUGCAAAUGCAGCUGCCGGUACACCAGUGACCGUUGUACGCACAGAAUCCCAUUCGGCUCGUUUUAAUAACGCACGAGCUCUUUUCGAAAAACUCGGUGUCGAGAGUAAUUCAAACUUAAGUGUUAAACGUUCGGGUUCGCGUGAAGAUAAUCUCUGUGAUUUACAAAAUCAUUCAGAUCGUUCAUCGUCGAGAUCCUCAGAUCGUUCUGUGUCACCACCUAAACGACGUUCACCAUUUCCGUCCGGUUGUCAGGUGGCUGCCUCGAUGGCCAAUAAUAACUGUAAUCAACUAAAUGGUGGACCAAAUUUGGCCAACUCUAAAUUCAUAAUGGAGCCUAGUCCGAAAUUUCAACAUAAUAUAUCACGUUUGAAAACCGAAGAAAGUGUAAAUUCUUCCUUAGGCGCGGGUGGCGUAAGUGCCCUAUUGUCGGCCGAUAAGCCCGAAAAACCCGAACGAAAAUUUAACUCACGCGAAUUAAUCGAAAAACAGAAAAAGUGGACCUCACACUUUACCAAAACAAAGACAACACGUUCUCACAGUGAUCUAAAUCGCUGCGAUAUAAUACGAACUGGGCCGGGCACAGUAUUAAUACCCAGCUCGGUUAUACAACAGAAAGAAUCGGUCUUAACUUCGCCAUUAAGUAAUCACAAAAUGAGCAAUCAAAUGGAAACACGUUCUCCCAUUUUAGCCAGUCUAGCUCAUGAACAGGACAAACCACCUAGUCCGCCCGUAAGACAUUCCGUACAACCGCCCGAAAUAAAACCGCGCAGUUCUAAUAAAAUCGGUAGUCCAGUUAAAUCGCCACCACUGCCACCCAUACCAGCGGUUAAGCCGAAAAAUAUCAGUCCCAUAAAACUGAAUCCGGAGCGUGUACGUUCACCCACAAAAAUCUCCGAACCACCACCACCUCCACCAGCCAAAUCGGCCGCCGCUGCAGCUGCCCAACAACGUUCAAUCGAUGAACAGAAUGGCAUAGCACCGCCACCGAUACCACCCGAAAAACCACGUAAAAAAUCUAUAGAUUUAGUGGAGACUGAAACGCCCGUUUCGCCCACCAAACAACCACCAUAUGCUUAUGCUGCCAAACGAGCAUCCAUUGAUAGUCUGGGCAAUAGUAAUUCCACAGCCAGUGGUAAUGGUCUGCUGAGUGGUAGUAGUAAUUCGGCAGCCUCGCCCGCAGCCAGUGCUUCGUCGGGACCCUCGUCGCCGGUGCAUACCGAAGAUGAGAAACAGGAAAAUGAAUCAACGGAAAAGUCGGAAAUGCAACAACAGUAUUAUAACAGUAUGCCUCGUAGACGGAAGAGCGAAAAUGAAGGACGCUCUAAUAAAACGGAACGCCAGACACAGGAAUUUACCGAUAAUGCGAGUGUACAAAAUCAUAUCACUUCACCACAACGUUCCUCCAAACGUGUAUCAAGCAUUUCCGUUAAUAUGCCAGCGGCCGGUUUAGGCUCUCGACCGCCCAGCAUUAUUUCCUCAACGAACAGCAAUGACGAGGGUGGCUUUAAUGAACCUUCACCCGAAAUUAAGGCCAAACUAAGGCCUGCCUAUGACUUUGAAAGUCCCAAACAUCAAACGCGUCUGGUGCAACAGAGUCCCACCAAAAUUCAUAAAUCGGCCAACGAACCACAGGCCGCAGACGAAGCCGAUGAAGAGGCUGAAAAACCUAGUCUUAAUUAUGUAGAUGUAGGCUAUCGCCUUAAUCCCGAUGGCAGUGAGGCCCGUGAGGUGUUUGGCGAAUCAGAGCUGUAUGAUACCGCCGCCAAAGUUUCCGAUAUGCAUAAGAAAUUCCAUGCCAAUGGUUUUGCCCAAGAGACUAGCACAGUUUAUGCCAUUAUUAAGCCAGAUUUAUUACCCAAUAAUCCUACAGAUAUGUAUUAUGCGGCUAAGCCUCAGCAGGACAAAAUAACUUCGCCCACUAAAACUAAUUCGGGCUCAAAUUCCCUAGUAGGUUCACCCACAAAAACUGCCAGUUCUCCUCCCGUGGGUGUGGUGUCGCCCAUACGACGACGCAGCUCGGAAAUAAGCAUUAAAUCCACACCACCCAUGUCACCGGCCUCGGCUGCCAGCAAUGCAAAUUCAUCUUCCAAUUCACGUUCCAUGUCUUCGAUUGCCAAGGGUGUGGCACCCAUAGCCUCACUCGAUGCAAAUGAAGAUUUAGGUUCUUCUGACAUACCAGCAUUACCGGAAAGGCCGCCACCGGCGGCUGCUCUUAUCAAUAAUGUUGAUGUUUUAGAUAUGCAGGAUUUGGAAUAUGCCGAUACUAGUGCUGGCGAAGAUGAAGAUGAUUUAAUGCGUACCAUUGAGGGUGAUGUGGAUUUAGUUGAUUAUGUUUAUAUAGAUGAUAAACUAAUGCAGGCAACGGAACCAGUUGCAGCGCCCACUGAGGUUAUUAGUCGAGAAGAUAGCAGCCUACCCGAUGCUAUGACAGCCGAUGAAGCUGAGCGAUUGUUGAGCUCAAGGUAAGUGAGAAUUUUGAAUUUGA
This is a messenger RNA of Lucilia sericata (common green bottle fly), 2632 nucleotides long. Its product is annotated as serine/arginine repetitive matrix protein 1-like. Gene Ontology annotation, molecular function: actin filament binding. Bases 1 to 2613 code for a protein of 870 amino acids. The transcript has 2 exons. The record is from RefSeq and is a predicted model, not a curated record. Gene Ontology annotation, cellular component: postsynaptic density; cytoplasm; dendrite. NCBI's taxonomy places the organism in Eukaryota, Metazoa, Arthropoda, Insecta, Diptera, Calliphoridae. Gene Ontology annotation, biological process: actin filament organization; neuron projection development; calcium-mediated signaling.